AUGUAUACUCUUGUAUUUUUCAUUUUAUCUCUUUUAGCCUCUUUUAAUCAUGCCAUUGAAUUAGAUUAUUGUGUAGGAGACCUUAGUCUUCCUAGAGGGCCGCAAGGAUAUGCUUGUAGAGAUCCUGCUACACUAACUGCAGAUGAUUUUAUUUUCACCGGAUUUCGUGGUGAAAAAAGCAUUACAGAUGUCUUCGGCUACGAGAUCACUUUAGGAAUGUCAUUUGCAUUUCCAGCCCUUAAUGGAUUAGGCAUCUCUAUGGCAAGGCUAGACAUUGCCGUGGAUGGAGCUGUUCCAGUACAUUCUCACAGAACAUCUGAAGUUAUUAUUGUAAUAAAAGGGUCAAUUAUUGCAGGAUUUAUCGACACCAAUAAUACAGCAUAUUAUAAAAGGUUAGAAGUUGGUGACGUGAUGAUCUUUCCACAGACCAUGCUUCACUUUCAGGUUAAUGUGGGUAAUACUCCAGCUCUUGCAUAUGUUAGCUUACAUAGUGCAAUUCCGGGUUUUCAACUCACGACACCUGCCUUAUUCAGUGGCAAUUUGCCUCCUCAAAUUGCUCAAAAAAUUACUCUUAUGAAUCCUCUUGAAAUUAAACGGAUGAGAAACAUACUUAACAAAAAUUAA
Molecule: messenger RNA, 624 nt
Organism: Amaranthus tricolor (Joseph's coat)
Lineage: Eukaryota; Viridiplantae; Streptophyta; Magnoliopsida; Caryophyllales; Amaranthaceae
Product: auxin-binding protein ABP19a-like
Exons: 1
Coding region: 1-624 (207 amino acids)
Cellular component (GO): cell wall
Molecular function (GO): manganese ion binding
Source: RefSeq, a predicted model, not a curated record